CUUCUUCGUUUGUGCAGGAUGGUUAACAUGGAUCACCCAUACCUUGUGGCGCUAAGGAGCAUCACUGAAAUGGAGCGAGAGGCGUAUUUUUGGGCAUCUUUGAGGUUCUUCAGGCUUCACUGCGGUGACUUUAUGAGGGAGGCAGUGGUGCACCCACAAUGACACCAAGCCCUUGAUCUUGAAGAUGACACUUACGGGGAGCUAUGCGUCGAAUUUUUCAGCACCUUCACCAUACGUAA
Messenger RNA from Linum tenue, 239 nucleotides. Lineage: Eukaryota; Viridiplantae; Streptophyta; Magnoliopsida; Malpighiales; Linaceae. The record is from the annotation of a GenBank genome assembly.